CACUGCCCCCGGAGCUGUACUCCAUCUGGGAAGCCUACCCCUGGCACCUCGGCGAACCGUUCUGCAUUUUCAAGUCUUUCCUCACGGAAAUGACGUCAUACGCCUCCGUUCUCACCAUCACCAGCUUCACCGUGGAACGCUACCUGGCCAUCUGCCACCCGAUCAGGGGUCAGCGCUCCUCCAGACAGUCGCGAGCGGUCAAGAUUGUCCUGUCCAUCUGGGUUGUGUCCGGCCUGUGCGCCUUGCCUUACCCGAUCCACACCCGGGUGUUCGCGUACCUCAAUGACCCGAGGACCCACCGGCCCAUCCUUGACUCCGCCCUGUGCAACAUUCCCUUCAAGUGGCAACAGCGGAUGUCCUACUCCUUCCAGGUGUCCACCUUCGUGUUUUUCGUGAUCCCCAUGGCUGUGAUCACCAUCAUGUACCUCAUGAUCGGUUUCCGACUGCGGAGCUCGGCGCUCGCCACCUCGGUGUCCUCCUCACAGUCGCAGACGGCCAAAACAGCGGCCUCCCGCGCGCGGAGAGCGGUGCUCAAAAUGUUGGUGGCUGUGGUGGUUGCCUUUUUCAUCUGCUUCGCUCCGUUCCACGCUCAGCGGCUGAUGACGUUGUACAUUCGGCCCGACCAGUGGACGCCCGAGCUGUUGCUGGUGCAGAGCAACCUCUUCUACGUGUCCGGUGUGCUGUACUUCAUGAGCUCCACCGUCAAUCCCAUCCUGUACAACGUCCUGUCCCGGAAGUUCCGACAGGCCUUCAAACGCACGCUCUGUCGCUGCUGUCUGAGACUCAACUCCCACUCCAUCCCCGCCUUCUACAAGCUCAAGGCCAAGUUUGUGGGCGGGGACCACGCCAGAGCCGGUAGUCAUGGCAACUCGUGCUAUCUCUACCCGAACAACGCCAUCCGGCUGGCGAAUCUCGCGGAGAAUGAGGCGGUGGGGAGGAAAGGCGGCCGGCUACAGGCUUACGGUUACGCUUACCCUUCCACGAACGAGACCUCCUGUAAGAACAGUAGUCCUACACAGAACAGUAACAGCGCCACGCACGCGCACUCGGACGGUCGUCUGCACCGGUUGUGUCGUCACAAAUACUGCUCCAGUCGGCGCGCCAACCAUCAGCUGUUGCUGCCGGCGAGAGGGGAAGGGUUGCUGUCUGCUGACGUAGUGCCGUGUGACGUCAGCAGAGGCAUGCCGGGACCGUCUUCCGGCCUUCACGAAACAGUGGCCACGCCCACGAGGAGGACGAUAAUCUCGUACCCAGACAUCCACUGCGGUCGGCGCUACUGCCACAGCCCCCUCCUCAACCCUGCCCUCCUCCACAGAGACAGCACAACAGCACAGCAGCAACAUCCGCCCAGCUCAGCGCAUGCGCAACACACACCCACUACCGCCACCUACCCCGGGUACAAGAGCAACUCAAAACCCGUGGCUUGGUGAAACAGACUGCUGCUAGUUAGUUAGCUCUUGUAAAACGUGGUCCAUUAUAUUACUUUCCACGUGGAAAACAUGAGAAGUCAACUCUGUCCGUGAUUACGACCUGAAUCAAAAUCCGGUAAAAGUAUACUUGCACCUCCUGUCCCCCUC
Messenger RNA from Aplysia californica (California sea hare), 1577 nucleotides. Its product is annotated as pyrokinin-1 receptor. The record is from RefSeq and is a predicted model, not a curated record. Gene Ontology annotation, biological process: neuropeptide signaling pathway. Gene Ontology annotation, molecular function: neuromedin U receptor activity. Lineage: Eukaryota; Metazoa; Mollusca; Gastropoda; Aplysiida; Aplysiidae. Gene Ontology annotation, cellular component: plasma membrane.